Rana temporaria (common frog) is the source of this 936-nucleotide messenger RNA. Its product is annotated as paraneoplastic antigen Ma1 homolog. Bases 1 to 936 code for a protein of 311 amino acids. NCBI's taxonomy places the organism in Eukaryota, Metazoa, Chordata, Amphibia, Anura, Ranidae. The transcript is spliced from 2 exons. The record is from RefSeq and is a predicted model, not a curated record.
AUGAGUCCUCUGGUUGACAGCCUGAUACAGAAGCACAACACAUCUGCUAACCAGGGAUACCGGAAACUACAGAUCUUUUUAGGUCGUGUCCCCAGGCCAGAUGGGGAGGAAGAAUUUGAGAGUUGGAUGGAUCAGGCUAUGCAGGCGAUUGAAGAGUGGGAUGUGUCAGAAGCAGUGAGGAGACAGCGGAUCAGUGAAAGUCUCCGCAGCCCAGCAGCAGAUGUCAGCAGAAGCCAAAAGAGGGGAAGACCGGAUUGUGAGGCUAUGGAUUAUAUCGAGGCUCUGUAUACCGGUUACGGACGGGUGGAGAAGUUACCAGGUCCGAUGUACAAGUUUGAGCAUACCCACCAGUGGAGGGGAGAGAAGCUGUCUGACUAUGUUGUUCGGGUGGAUCGGAUCCUGCACCAGAUUAUAUUGAAGAAAGGAAUUCAUCCCCGGGAGGUGGACAGAGUCAGGUUGGAUCAGACCUUACAAGGAGCUAGGCCCAACCAUCUUAUUGUGCUACGGUUACUAUUAAAGGGGACCCGCAAAGCUCCCUCCUAUCCUGAGCUGAUGGGGCUAACACCCCAGAAGAGUGAGAAGGUAGUCGCACAAUCAGUCCAGGUAGAUGCCAAUGUGGUGGAGAGUGAUGAGAAAUCUGAGUGGGGGGAGUGUACCAAGACCCCUGUAGAGCAGUCUACCCCAAAAGUUACCCUUGUUAAGUCACCAGAAGAAGGGGGUCAAGUCCAUGAGCAGGUACAACAAGCUUUGCUGCAAGUGAUGGAGGCUCAGGCUGAGCGAACUGGCAUCCGGAAGUGCUAUAAGUGUGACGAUCCAAGGCAUUUCAGGGCCCAGUGUCAACAGAAGGAAGGAAGUACUGAACUGUUGGCAGAAUUAGUAAAGAUGUUACAGAAAUUGCUGAAAGAACAGCCAGUGGGAAACUUUGGGGGGUCUUAG